Messenger RNA from Penicillium macrosclerotiorum, 780 nucleotides. Its product is annotated as Endoglucanase-5. The record is from RefSeq and is a predicted model, not a curated record. The transcript is spliced from 3 exons. The coding region runs from base 1 to 780 and encodes 259 amino acids. Gene Ontology annotation, molecular function: cellulase activity; cellulose binding. Gene Ontology annotation, cellular component: extracellular region. NCBI's taxonomy places the organism in Eukaryota, Fungi, Ascomycota, Eurotiomycetes, Eurotiales, Aspergillaceae. Gene Ontology annotation, biological process: carbohydrate metabolic process.
AUGAAGCUUGCGGUAUUUCUAUUUCUCCAAAUCAGUGCUGUUGUCUCCGGCUAUUUGGCUACCACGACACGCUAUUAUGAUGGCCAAGAAGGUGCCUGUGGCUGCGGUAGCUCGUCUGGGGCUUUUUCCUGGCAACUUGGUAUCAGUAGCGGGGUUUACACUGCCGCAGGGUCACAGGCCUUAUUUGACACGGCCGGUGCAUCAUGGUGUGGUGGCGGCUGCGGAAAAUGCUACAAUCUGACCUCAACUGGCAGUCCCCCAUGCAGCAGCUGUGGAACUGGCGGGGUUGAGGGUGAGAGCAUUAUUGUUAUGGUCACCAACCUGUGCCCCUAUAAUGGCAAUGCGCAAUGGUGCCCUCAGGUGGGAAGCACGAACCAAUACGGAUAUAGCUAUCAUUUUGAUAUCAUGGCUCAGAGUGAGAUAUUUGGCGACAACCCCGUAGUUGAAUUUGAGCCAGUGGCCUGUCCCAACGAGGCCACGUCGGACUGGGACACAUGUGUCUGCUAUGGGGAAACGGCGACCGAUGUGACUCCCGAAGGCCUCACCUCGAGCAGUGGAACAGCCAAUACAGUUUCAGCCUCAUCUACCACUACACAUAUGACUACAAGUAAGACCACUACGACAACUACCACUGUCACGACGAAUACAUCCUCUGGUUCAAGUGCAACACAGACUCUCUGGGGCCAAUGUGGAGGCGUUGGAUGGACCGGACCAACCACCUGUGUUUCUGGUGCCUCCUGCCAAGAGCAAAAUUCUUACUACUCCCAGUGCUUGGGUUAA